Molecule: messenger RNA, 534 nt
Organism: Orbicella faveolata
Lineage: Eukaryota; Metazoa; Cnidaria; Anthozoa; Scleractinia; Merulinidae
Product: guanine nucleotide-binding protein G(I)/G(S)/G(T) subunit beta-1
Biological process (GO): signal transduction
Molecular function (GO): protein binding
Source: RefSeq, a predicted model, not a curated record
AUGACAUGUGCACUAUGGGACAUUGAAACUGGACAACAGACCACUGCAUUUAGUGGUCACACUGGUGAUGUGAUGAGUUUAUCAUUAUGUCCAGACAACAGGUCUUUUGUAUCAGGAGCUUGUGAUGCUUCGGCGAAGCUGUGGAGCAUACCAGAUGGCAUGUGUAAACAAACAUUUACUGGACAUGAAUCAGAUAUCAAUGCAGUAGCAUAUUUCCCCAAUGGAAAUGCAUUUGCAACAGGGUCAGAUGAUGCUACCUGUAGACUGUUUGACAUCCGUGCUGAUCAGGAGCUCAUGGUUUACGCCCAUGACAACAUUAUCUGUGGAAUCACCUCUGUCGCAUUCUCAAAGAGUGGCCGUCUGCUACUGGCAGGUUACGACGAUUUCAACUGCAAUGUGUGGGACACACUGAAAGGAGAACGUGCAGGCGUUCUCGCUGGGCAUGACAACCGCGUCAGUUGUCUGGGUGUCACUGAAGAUGGCAUGGCUGUGGCCACUGGAAGUUGGGACAGUUUCUUGAAAAUCUGGAACUAA